AAGUUCAUCUUGCGGUCACGCUGGCGCAGACAAAAUGUACAAUUUUAGUGUAAAUAAUAAUGAAAACCAAUGAAAAUGUAAUGCUAUAAUUAGUUACUCAGUGAGGGCCUUACACACACACACAUACGCACAAAGCCGCAAAACGUCAACAAAACGCACUGCAAUAUAUAUUGUGUCGUAAAUUGCUUUUACACCCGCCGUCGCCGUCACUGUCACCGUCGCCGCUGCCGUCGCCACCGCACUCUUAACCUGUCGCGCUACGUUCCUCCCUUCACUAUCGCCACCUUGCUUGCCUGCCACAAAAACAAAACUUACGCUUUGCGGGACUGCGGCUCAGCCGAGAAGCAUUGGCAUCGCUGCCGUAGACAAAAUCAGGACAUGCAAAGAGCAUUUCAAAUUGCGGUGUGGCCUACGGUACCUCUAUAAGAUGUCGCUGGCCGUCUCGCUGCGUCGUGCGUUACUCGUCCUGCUCUCGGGUGCGGUAUUCAUACUGACAGUGCUCUAUUGGAAUCAGGGGGUGAUCAAGACACAGGCAUACAGCGAUUCACAGCUGCGGCCACACAAUCACAAGGAUCGCAAUCACUUAUCCAUACCGGUGGAAAAGUCAUGGACAUACAAAUGCGAGAACGAUAGAUGUGUGCGCACACCUUAUCGCAAGAAUGCGAGCAACACGAAGCGUGUCUCCUUCACCAGUUGCUCGAUGACCUGUGGCGACAUCAACAUUUGGCCACAUCCCACAACCAAAUCACUGAUCAGUGCGCACACGUUGCGCUUCUCGGUCGAGGAUGUGCAACUGCAGCUGGAUACGCCGCAUCGUGAGGUGUCCAAGCUGCUGAAGAUCGCCUUCGAUUGGUUCGUCAGGGAUCUGCGGCAAAUACAACGCUUGGACUAUGCCACACACACACCAGAAGCGGCAGCAGCCACAUUCGUUAGCGAGGCGACGUCCAGGCAGCGGCGUCAUAAUAACGAAGCUCCGGCGCCUGAAACGCAGCCAGCUGCCUCGUUGUUUGGUUCCACUUUUGGCCUGCAACGUGCCGGCGACUUGGAAAGUCUGCAAGUGAAGCUAUCCGUUCACGAGUCCGGCGAGAUUGACUUUAAUCUGGACAACAAUGAAAGCUACCACUUGAGCACGACUUUUGAACAUCAGCGUCUGGUGGUGCACAUUGCGGCGCACACAUUCUUUGGCGCCCGCCACGGGCUGUCCACGCUGCAGCAGCUCAUUUGGUAUGACGAUGAGGAUCGUUUGCUGCACACUUACGCCAGCUCGUUGAUCAACGAUGUGCCCAAGUUUCGUUAUCGUGGCCUUAUGCUGGACACCUCUCGGCACUUCUUUUCGGUGGAGGCAAUUAAACGCACAAUUGCCGCCAUGGGUUUGACCAAGCUAAACCGUUUCCAUUGGCACAUCACGGAUGCACAAAGUUUUCCAUAUGUGUCGCGGCAUUAUCCCGAACUGGCCGAGCAUGGCGCCUAUUCGGAGAGUGAAACCUACAGUGAUCAGGAUGUGCGCGAGGUGGUUGAGUUUGCCAGGAUCUAUGGUGUUCAAGUGCUCUUGGAGUUGGAUGCGCCGGCGCAUGCGGGCAAUGGCUGGGACUGGGGACCCAAACGUGGCCUUGGCGAGUUGGCGAUGUGCAUCAAUCAGCAGCCAUGGAGUUUUUACUGUGGCGAACCGCCUUGCGGCCAACUGAAUCCGAAAAAUAACCACACCUACCUCAUACUGCAGCGCCUUUACGAGGAGUUUCUUCAGCUGUCGGGGCCCACGGAUAUUUUCCACUUGGGCGGCGACGAAGUAAAUCUGGACUGUUGGGCGCAGUAUUUCAAUGACACGGAUUUGCGUGGUCUGUGGUGCGAUUUUAUGCUGCAGUCCAAUGCGAGACUGAAACUGGCCAAUGGCAAUGUGCCGCCCAAGUAUGUGGCCGUCUGGUCCAGCGCGCUCACGAACACCAAGUGUCUUCCGAACAGUCAAUUCGUGGUGCAGAUCUGGGGCGGCAGCACGUGGCAGGAGAACUAUGAUCUCCUCGAUAAUGGCUACAACGUCAUCUUCUCGCAUGUGGACGCUUGGUAUUUGGACUGCGGCUUUGGCAGCUGGCGAGCGACGGGCGAAGCUGCCUGCUCGCCUUAUCGCACGUGGCAGAAUGUCUACAAGCAUCGUCCCUGGGAGCGUAUGCGUCUCGACAAGAAACGACGCAAACAGGUGCUGGGCGGUGAGGCUUGCAUGUGGACCGAGCAGGUGGAUGAGAAUCAAUUGGACAAUCGGUUAUGGCCUCGGGCGGCGGCGCUCGCCGAACGCCUGUGGUCAGAUCCGAAUGAUGAUCAUGACUUUGAUGUUGUGCAGCCGGAUGUGUUUCGACGAAUCUCGCUGUUCCGCAAUCGCCUGGUUGAGCUGGGCAUCAAGGCGGAAGCGUUGUUCCCCAAAUACUGUGCACAGAAUCCCGGCGAGUGCAUUUGAUAUUAUUAUUAAGUGAAGCGAGAGAAAGAACAUUGGAUGGAAUGCCAAUUCGAAGCAGCCGGAGCAUCUCAGCCAAGCUCAAGCCAGACCCCGCCCUUACCCCACACUCUGUGCGUUAAUUAGUUCAUAGUGUAAUUGUUAUUUUUUUUAAUUAUUACUGUGUACUAACAAUACAUAUUAAGCGUUAAGCGUCCACUCUAAAACAAAAAAAGGAAAAAAAAAAUGCAAAGAAGAGGCAUCCCGAAGACGCCUUUUUUAUACCACACAAAAAUAUUUUGCAGACCAAAUGGUUUCCGGCAGACCAGCCCCGUGUGAACUUGUAAAACUUGUGAACUUGUAUUUCAACUUCAAUCUCAUUUGGCGUUUCUUUUUUAUAUAUAUACAAUAUACAUGCCUAGCUUAGUUGUAGUAUAAUUCGCUCGCUCAGAUAUAAACACAUACACACAGAUAACAAACACACACACACGCACACAUUCAUACUACAUACAUAUACGAGUACAUUUAAAGUAUACAAAUAAUAAUUGCCGAAUAUUUAAAGUAACAAAAAGUGUAGGGACAAAUUCAGAGACGAUGCCAAUGCCAAUGCCGAAUGCUAUAGGCUUCUGUGGCGUUGACAGUGAUAGCUUUAGUUAGUAGAAUAAAUAAUUAAUGUAUUUGCAGAUUUCAUACUCAUGCACACGACAGGUAAAACUAAUUUGUAAGAACUAAUACAAUGAUGACAAUUUUGAUAUUUUGAAAGCUUUAUUCGCAAACUAUAUGAUAUUUUUUUAUUAAACAUAUACUAUACAUAUGCAUAUUUGUGUGUGAGAGUAAAUGGUUUUAUGUUUUUUUUCCAUUUUUCGUUCUUUUCAUUUCUCAAUUCACUUUAGUUUAUUUUUUUAUUGUUUGUUUAAAUUAAAUUACAUUUAUCAGUGAUACAAACAAUGUGACCUUAUGAGAAAAUAAAUUAAUAGCAAGCAAAAACAAAAAAGGAAAAAUUAUAAAUGACAAAUGAAUGAAAAAAUGAAACCUAGGGUUAAAAAUAUACAUUAAAAAGAAAAAUGUAAUUGUAAUAAACAACAUUUUUGCACGAAUUGGCACCUAAUCGACUAAACAAAAAGUAAAAUGUAAAAUUAAUUAUCUAGCAAAUCUAUAGCUAAUUUUUAAUAAUAUUUACUAUAGUCGUAGUCGUGCACAGUGCAACUGAAUACUGAAUACGGAACAAUUUCGAUUCGUCUCUUUCGUCUCUGAUCAUUUCAGAUUGGUUGCGCUCUGCACAAUCCUAAUGUUAAUUUAUCCAAAAUAAAUUAUAUAAUUAUGUUUACAAUUUUGUUUCGUUGUGUACUUAAACAUUUAAGUGAGAGAUUUUACCACUAAAACAUACGAGUAUAAUACAAAUACGUUAGUUUUAAACAUUUUUCCUGUAACUUCAAGUCACUUUCUCAACACGAAUAAACUUAAAAGUCGAGUCU
Molecule: messenger RNA, 3897 nt
Organism: Drosophila albomicans
Lineage: Eukaryota; Metazoa; Arthropoda; Insecta; Diptera; Drosophilidae
Product: probable beta-hexosaminidase fdl
Exons: 6
Coding region: 428-2446 (672 amino acids)
Biological process (GO): glycosaminoglycan metabolic process; ganglioside catabolic process; carbohydrate metabolic process
Cellular component (GO): membrane
Molecular function (GO): beta-N-acetylhexosaminidase activity
Source: RefSeq, a predicted model, not a curated record